AUGUUAUCCUAUGAUUAUAGAACGUUUUCUAAUGAUAAAGAUCAAUUAUUUGAGCAUUAUAAUCAAAAUCAUAGUAAAAUUUUAAUAAUUGGUUAUCUUAAAUUAAAUAUCAAAAAAUUUCAAUCAUCAUCAAGAAAAAGUCAACGAUCAAUAACAAGAACUAGAAAUAUUGGUACAAAUGAACAACAUCUUUCAAUCAGUAUUUGA
Rotaria sordida is the source of this 207-nucleotide messenger RNA. NCBI's taxonomy places the organism in Eukaryota, Metazoa, Rotifera, Eurotatoria, Philodinida, Philodinidae. The record is from the annotation of a GenBank genome assembly.